Molecule: messenger RNA, 984 nt
Organism: Panicum hallii
Lineage: Eukaryota; Viridiplantae; Streptophyta; Magnoliopsida; Poales; Poaceae
Exons: 3
Coding region: 117-608 (163 amino acids)
Source: RefSeq, a predicted model, not a curated record
GGCGCCAUCCGGAUUCUGGUGGCCUCGCUCCGCUCUGGCUUCUUCCUUCAGACAGCACAGAGCUAGUAUGCAGGUGCAGCCCGCGCAUGGCUCGGGAAGGCAACUAGAGCUGCGCGAUGCGGCCGCCAACGAGGCCCGGCGGGGCGCCGGCGGGCCAGGCCGGCCGUAGGCUCGGCCCCGGCGUCCUGAGGCUGCUGCAGGCGCCGGCGGUGGUGGCGCUGGCGGCGGCGCUGGCGGUCUCGGCGCCCGCUCCCGCGGCUCCGGGUCCAGCAGGGGCGUCGGAGCCGCUCUGCAACCUCCCGCCGACGCUGUCCGGCGAGGAGGGCGGGCGGCAGGGGGAGACCAACAGGAUCCGGCACCCCAAGUCGGACCGCGCGGCGCGCUGCACCUCCAAGUGCGUCAGCACCUGCGUCCUCGGCGGCUACGGCGCGCCGGGCGUCGCCGGGCCCUUCAACAUCCGGAGUUUCUUUGUUGGCAUGGGUGGUGGACGGACGCGUGCCCGCAGGCCCCUGGUGGUGUUCAAGGACACUUUCCGCAGCCGGCAGUACUGCCUGGUCGAGUGUUCAGACAUCUGCAAUCUGCUCAAGGACGGCGAAGAUGACCAGUGAGAUCGAUGGAUACAGCAAGACCAGCUCUCUCUUGCACUCCAUGGCGUGCCCUGACUGGGUUAGGCCGGCAACGGAGGCCCUGGCAGGGCGGUCCGUGCUCCCGAUUGCCCGCUCCACACAGCAUUCCAAGGGUGGAAAUGCCAUGCGAGGCAGAGCUUUUAGCUAGAUGGAACAUGGAAGAAGAUAGCAUAGCUACUGUAGAACUCGACUCACCGCUAUUCACUUGCUCUCUGUAACAGAUAGCUUAAGUGAGCUAUCAAGGAAAGUUAUGCAGGAGCAGAAGCAGCCAUGAUUUCAAUAUUCACUGUUACUUGAUGCUGUUGCUGUGUAAAUCUGAUUGCCUGGUGAAAUACAGGGGAGUGACGGAUUCACAUGA